AUGAACAAUAGAUUGAAUCAUUUAUUAUUUGAAAGAGAAUUAUCAGAAACAAAUAAAUUUAAAAAAGAAUUUUUAAAAUCAGACUAUUCAAUCCAAACUUUGGAAAAAUCUGGUGAGAUUAAAGGUCAUUUAGAGUGUGUCAAUUCAAUAAAUUUUAAUAGUGAUGGUAGUUUUUUAGUAACUGGGUCCGAUGAUGAAACCGUUAAAAUUUGGGAUUUUCCGAAUAGAAAGUGUAUUCAAACUUUAUAUGGUCAUAUUACCAAUGUAUUUGCAACAAAUUUUUUACCUCACAAAAAUAAUAAAGAAGUAAUUUCAGGUGGCAAUGAUUCAGAUGUUAGGCAUUAUGAUUUAGUUGGUCAAACUUGUACAGUAUAUAAACAUCAUCAAAAAAAGGUAUUAAAAUUAUCGGUUAAUCCAAGAACACCAGACCUAUUUUUAUCAUCAUCAAGCGAUGGCACAGUAAGAAUGUUUGAUAUAAGGCAAAAGUAUGAUAAAACAGAGAUUCAACCAAUUGAGCCAAGCUCGAAUAUACAAAAUAGUGCAAGAAGAAGCAGAUUUAUUUUACCACAACUAAUUGGUGGUGGAAGAGGUGGUCUAUCAGACAGCAAUAAUAAUCAUAACAAUAAUAAUAGUAAUAAUAAUAAUAAUAAUAAUAAUGAUAAUAGCAAUGGACAUAAAGAUAGUUUAUUAGUAAAUUUUAAUCCUAGACCUUUAAGAAGAAGUUUAAGAUUUUCAAUUUCAAUACCCAAAACAUCAAUAUUUUCAGUAGAGUAUCAUCCAUUUGAUGGUCAUAGCUUUAUAACUGCCUCAUCCGAUGGAACAGUUAGAUUGUUUGACCAAAGAAUGAUUAGUGAUCACUCUUCUGAGUCAUUUGUAAAUAUUUAUCGAAAUCUAUCGUUACCAUGGCCCUCCGACUAUGAAGCAACUGGAUGUGCAUUCAGUAAAGAUGGUAGUGAAAUUAUAGUUACAAAUUUAAACGAAUAUAUUUACCUUUACGAUUUAAAUAAAAACUAUUCAAAAGAAUAUUCUUUAGAUUACUUUAAAGAUUAUAGUGUACAAAAAAAGAAACGAAGAGCAAUUCAUUCUCGAGAUAAAAAAGAUAAAAAGAAAAUUAAACAGCAAGAACACAGGAAAAGAAAGAGUAAAAAGAAAAAUAAAAGUGAGUCAAGUGGAAACGAAGGUAGCAGUAAUGUAACCAAUAGUAGUAGUAGUAGUAGUUGUAAUGCUACCUACAAUAGUAGCUAUGAUUUAAGUAGUGAAUGUAGUGAUAAUAGAAGAAACAGUAGCAGCAAUGAAAGCAUAAGUAGUACUGAAAGUUUAGAAGGUAUUGGUACUUUAGAAAAUAAUAACAAUAAUAAUAAUAAUAAUAAUAAUAAUAAUAAUAAUAAUAAUAACAAUAAUAAUAAUAAUAAUAACAAUAACAAUAGAAAUAAAAAUACCCCGCCAUUACAAAGAUCUUUAUCCUCGUCGUCAUCAUCAUUAUCAUCAACAACCACUACAACCACAACCACAACAACAUCUAGAUCAACACCGACAAUAGAAGAAGAAAAAGAAAUCGAUAGUAAUACAACAUCAUCAACACAACAAUCACAACCAAAACCAUUUUUUGAUAAUAGACCAACAAUGAUGAGAAGAUCAUUAUUAAAUAUUAGAGAUGCAAUUAAUAGCUCAAUAGAUGAUACCGAAUCAACUACCCCAACAAUUAACAAUGAAGAUGAAGAGGAGGAAGAGGAAGAAGGAGAGGAGGAAGAAGAGGAACAAGAAGAAAUGGUUGAUGAAGAUAACUUAAGUGAAUAUUCAAAUGACCUUUCUUUAAUUUUAGAUUAUUAUCAAGAAUUAUUGACCGAUUAUAAUGUAACAAAUGAUGGUAACGAAGAAAAUGAAGAGGAAAGUGAAGAGGACAGUGGUGAAGAUAUCAACGACCAAGAUCUUGACGAAUUUGACACUCAAAGUGAUCAAGAAGACGAUGAUUCUCAGGAAUCCUUUGACUCUGAACAAAAUGAUGAAAGCGAAGAUAGUUAUUUUGAUGAUGAAGAAGAGGAAGAUCAAGAACUGCGUCUACGUCGUUUUUUAUUUGGUGGUACAACUACUGAAGAUGAUGAUGAUGUGGAUUAUGAAGAGUAUAGCGAAAGUUCAAAUUGUAAUAGUAAUUUACCAUUUUCUCAAUCUUACAAACAAAUUUAUAAAGGUCACAGCAGCAAAGAAACAAUUAAAGGAUGUAAUUUUUAUGGACCAAACAGUGAAUAUAUAAUGAGUGGUGAUGAUGACGCAAGAAUUUUAAUAUGGGAAAAACAGAGUGGAAAGUUAAUUAGAAUUUUAGAAGGACACAGCUCUCAUGUAAAUAACGUUAUUUAUCACCCAACCGAAUCAACUAUUGUAAGCUCAGGGAUCGAUUCAGAUGCAUUAAUUUGGGAUCCUAUAGGAAGCUAUCCAAAUGACGAGGAAAAAGAAAAACGUCAGAAAACAAUCAAACAAAGUUUACGAAUUCGGAACUCAGUAUCGCGUGGUUUUGAAUUUCCUGCCACACCCGAAUGUAUGAAUCAAUAA
Molecule: messenger RNA, 2547 nt
Organism: Dictyostelium purpureum
Lineage: Eukaryota; Evosea; Eumycetozoa; Dictyosteliales; Dictyosteliaceae
Exons: 6
Coding region: 1-2547 (848 amino acids)
Biological process (GO): negative regulation of fatty acid biosynthetic process
Cellular component (GO): protein phosphatase type 2A complex; cytoplasm; Cul4-RING E3 ubiquitin ligase complex
Molecular function (GO): protein phosphatase regulator activity; protein binding
Source: RefSeq, a predicted model, not a curated record